Messenger RNA from Phaethon lepturus (White-tailed tropicbird), 1734 nucleotides. It is a transcript of the gene IL1RAP, whose product is annotated as interleukin 1 receptor accessory protein. Gene Ontology annotation, biological process: signal transduction. The record is from RefSeq and is a predicted model, not a curated record. Bases 28 to 1734 code for a protein of 568 amino acids. The transcript is spliced from 9 exons. Gene Ontology annotation, molecular function: interleukin-1 receptor activity. NCBI's taxonomy places the organism in Eukaryota, Metazoa, Chordata, Aves, Phaethontiformes, Phaethontidae.
CGUUGCGAUGACUGGGGCGUGGACACCAUGAAGCAGAUCCAGAUUUAUGAUGGGGAACCUGCCAAGAUCAAAUGCCCACUUUUCGAGACCUUCUUGAAGUACAACUACAGCACAGCACAUUCUGCUGGCUUAACCCUGAUCUGGUACCGGAUCGGGCAGGACCGGGAACUGGAGGAGCCCAUUAAUUUUCGUCUCCCAGACAAUCACAUCAGUAAGGAGAAAGACACCCUUUGGUUUUGGCCUGCUCUUCUCAACGACACUGGGAAUUACACGUGCAUGCUCAGAAAUACAACUUACUGCAGCAAAGUUGCAUUUCCCUUGGAAGUUGUUCCAAAAGACCAACACUCUUGUGUAAGCCACUCAAUAAAACCCAUUGAGGAGAUGUUCUACUUGGAGCAUAACAAUGAGAAGAUCAUAUGUCCAGAUAUUGAUGGGUUUUACCCUGCAAGUGUAACACCAACUGUCAAGUGGUACUUUAACUGCAACUUGGUGGAUGGCUUCUAUGAGCGAUAUCCUCAAGGGCCCAGGCUUGUCAUCGGCAUUGUCCGCAGCGCAUAUAAAGGAAAUUACACUUGUAUUGUGACAUUCAAGUACCACGGAAGAACCUAUACUCUCACCAGAACCAUAAUGAUGAAGGUGGUGGGAUCUCCAAACAAGGCCUUGCCACCACAGUUCACCUCUCCAAAUGAGAAAGUUGUCUACGAACUGGAAGCAGGAAAUGACCUUGUUCUGUCCUGUGAGGUCUUCUUCACUUUUCUGAAGGACUCCCGGACUGAGGUGUGGUGGACCAUAGAUGGGAAAAACACAGAUGACAUCAUGGACCCCAAGAUAAAAGUCACACAAAGUGAAAUUACUAGAGAUUUUGAAGACAAAACUGUCAUAAGGACUCUAACAGUUGCAAAAGCCACACCAGAGGACUUGAAACAGAAUUAUACUUGCUAUGCUAGAAAUGCCAAAGGCGAGGACCAUAGCCAGGCCAUAGUGCGCAUGAAAGUUGUAGCACCGAAGUACACCGUGGAGCUGGCCUGUGGACUGGGGGCAACCAUCCUGCUUGUUGUGGUGCUGAUAGUCGUCUAUCACGUUUAUUGGCUUGAAAUGGUCCUCUUCUAUCGGGCUCAUUUUGGAACAGAUGAAACCAUUCUAGACGGGAAGGAAUACGAUGUGUACGUGUCCUACGCACGCAAUGCGGAGGAGGAGGAAUUUGUGCUGCUGACACUGCGGGGAGUCUUGGAGAACGAGUUUGGGUACAAGCUGUGUAUCUUCGACAGAGACAGCCUCCCUGGGGGAAUUGUCACAGAUGAAACCCUGAGCUUCAUCCAGAAAAGCCGACAUCUGCUUGUUGUCCUGAGCCCCAACUACGUCUUGCAGGGGACACAGGCCCUGCUGGAGCUCAAGGCUGGUCUAGAGAAUAUGGCCUCCAAGGGCAACAUCAAAGUCAGUCUAGUGCAGUACAAGGCCAUCAAGAAGAGCAAAGUGAAGGAGCUGAAGCAGGCCAAGGCGGCCUUGACUGUCAUUAAAUGGAAAGGCGAGAAAUCCAAGUUCCCAAAAGGCAGGUUCUGGAAGCAGCUGCAGGUGGAAAUGCCAGUGAAAAAAAUUAGCAGGAGUUUGAGCCUUGAUGCGCUUAUACGUAUCCCUGAAAAAUGUUUGUCACCUUCAGAAAACAGAGCAAAACAAACCCCAGAAAUCCACAAGUUAGGCCAGGGAGUGGGAAGGAACUCAGGGUUUUUGCCAUGA